Molecule: messenger RNA, 9023 nt
Organism: Larimichthys crocea (large yellow croaker)
Lineage: Eukaryota; Metazoa; Chordata; Actinopteri; Sciaenidae
Gene: lrp13b
Product: low-density lipoprotein receptor-related protein 2
Exons: 47
Coding region: 67-8946 (2959 amino acids)
Biological process (GO): receptor-mediated endocytosis
Cellular component (GO): apical plasma membrane; plasma membrane; signaling receptor complex
Molecular function (GO): hormone binding; calcium ion binding; protein binding
Source: RefSeq, a predicted model, not a curated record
UGGAAGCUGAUAUAAGCGUUUCCUCUCAGGUGACGCUGUUUGUCCCGAUGAUCCGCGCGGGCCGACAUGGACUUGCGCCAGUUUAUCUGUUUGAUUCUUCUGGCGAGUCUGACAGUUUCCCGAGGUCAGAUUUUGGGAUGCAAUCAAGGCCAGUGGCAGUGUGAUGAUGGACUCUGUAUCCCUGAUGUCUGGAGAUGUGAUGGAGCUGGAGACUGUGUGGAUGGAUCUGAUGAAAUGGAUUGCACUACGGGUCUAGACUCGCCUGAAUGUCCACCAGGUCAGUUUCCUUGCAUGGACACUGUCGGCUGUGUUGAUGCAUCAGCCCGCUGUGACGGACAAAUCCAGUGUCCCACCGGCUCCGAUGAGGAGAACUGUACAGCUACAGAGGACUGUUUGGAGUCCGACUGGACCUGUCGAAACCACAUCUGUAUCCCCAAAGAAUUGCGCUGCAAUGGAGUGAAUGACUGCCUGGACAACUCCGAUGAAGAGGACUGUGGUCUGUGUGGUGAGGACGGCCUUCGGUGUCCUGAAGGAACAUGUCUGUCUGCUGAAGAGAGGUGUGACGGGCAGAUUCACUGCUCAGAUGGCAGCGACGAGCCCAUAACCUGCGGUCGGAUUUGCUCUAUGAACAAUGGUGGUUGUAGCCAUGUGUGUGUCGAUGAAGCCUGGGGAGCUCUGUGUGCUUGCCCUUCUGGAUAUAAGCUCUCUCCCAAUGGAGCAGUCUGUGAAGAUUUGGAUGAAUGUGCUCCACCCUUUGCUCCCUGUAUGCAUCACUGCAUGAACACCAUCGGCUCCUUCUAUUGCCACUGCAGAGACGGAUUCAAACUGGAUGGAGGCUCCGCAUGUGUGGCUACAGGUGAUGCUAUCAGAUUGUUAACGGUGCAGAGGAAAACCAUUGGGCUGUUGAAUGUGAAGUCUCUACAGUUUGACGCUAUCCAGACCACAAUGUCUGACCCAGUGGCUUUGACUUUUGAUGUUACCCGAGGCUGGUACUACUGGGCUGACAACCAGGGCAGUAUUUAUAAAAGCGACGGACAGAAUAGCUCAACAAUCUAUACUGGUGAGCCUGGAAUCAAGGGUCUAGCCUGUGAUUGGCUGAAUGGAAACAUCUUCUGGACCAAUCAGAAGACUGAGUCAAUCUACAUGCAGGGAGCUGAUGGGAAAAGUUACACUACUUUGCUGAGCAAAAACACCAGUCCAUCAGAGUUGGUGCUUAUACCUGUGGAGAGCUUGAUGUUCUGGAUCAGUACCAGUCACGGGAGCAGAGUGACAAUAGAGAGGUCGUGGAUGGAUGGGUCAGAGCGAAGCUCUCUGACGGCACUCACUGCUCAAUCUGCUCACAGUCUCACUGCUGACGUGGCUGCCAGGAGGCUGUACUGGAUCAGUGACUUCAAGAAGUCCAUAGAGACGGUGAAGGUGGAUGGAACUGGCCAUUACUCCUUCACAGGACUGUUCAACAGGAGACCGGCUCUCAGCCUGGCUGUGUUUGGAAGUUCGUUCUACUGGGUGGAUGACAAAGGACUGUGGAAAGUUCCACAGAACCAACCAAACCAGAAGAAAUUCAUCUGGAAAGCUGCACUGCCAGUAUUGGCUGUUUACAACAAGCUACAGCAGCCUGAAGGUACCUCUGCAUGUGCGAAGACUUCAUGUCACUUCUGCCAGCUAACUAAAGGCAACCCUUUUGGAUUCACCUGUGCUUGUCCAAACUCCCAAGUACUCUUGCUUGAUGGGACAUGUGAUUAUCCAAGGUUUGUGUAUGCUACCAUGACCAACAUCAACAUGUUGGAGUUUAGAGGCAGAGACGCCACCCAAACCCAACUGUUUGCCACUGACGAUGGCAUCCUGUCAUUUGAUAUCGACUGGUACCGAAAAUGGCUAUACUGGACUAACGAAACUGGCCAUGUCCAACGCACCAGUCUAACCCAGGUCAAGACUGAGGGGGUCCCAACUCCUGUGCCAGUUUGUCUGAUAAAAGUAGACCCGCGGAGAGGGAACAUUUACUGGGUGUCAUGUGACCAAAACAGCAUCGGUACCAUCACGGCCGACAGCCAAUACUCAAAGCAGCUGUACAGCACAACAAAGAAGAUCCAAGAUCUGUAUUUGGACUGGCUCAGGGAUGGCAUCGUGUGGCUGGAGGAAGAGCGACUUCUCACCAUGAGCAUGAUGGGAGACAAACCCAAAGAGCUGCUGCAGUUAGCCGGGGGACUCCGAGGGAACAUCGCUUUCGACCUCAGGGCUGAUAGUCUGCUCUGGAACUCAAAAAGGGCAGGUUUGACAACAAUGAGUUUGCUGCAGCAAAGAAGCCACCGAGCUGGUAGAAGAUGGAAGAUUUCUGGCUCGAUCGUAGCUGCCCUCGAGCCCUUCCUGUUAUCGCUUUCUGAUAAUGUCAUGACUCUGUGGGAUCGGCGUGAUGGCAGCGCCAUCCAAAACAUGGCUGUGGAAGGUCAUGUGCUGAGUGUAGUGGCUGCACUUGGGGAUGUAAGAACAGUGCCCAAUACUCCAGUCUGCAGUGAACCCUCUGUGCGGUGCAGACACUCAUCAGUGUGUCUUUCACAAGCCCAGCUGUGUGACGGGGAAAAGGACUGCCCUGAUGGAGAUGAUGAGGAUUUUUGUGUAACCACAUGUCCAUCUAAAGAUGAUUUCAAGUGCAAGGAUCGUAGAAGCUGUAUCUCCGGGAAUCUGGUUUGUGACGGUCGUUCUCAUUGUCGUGACGGCUCAGAUGAAGUCGACUGUCCAACUGUAGCUUCUCCUGCAGCUCGGGCGAGCGUUCUCAAGUGUCGCACUGGCUCAAAGCCAUGUAAAGAUGGCACGGAGUGUGUUUUAUACAGCCACGUGUGUGAUGGGGAAAAGGACUGUCGGGAUGGAUCAGAUGAAGAAGGAUGUGAUGCCACAGAGCCGACCACGACUCCACUAAAACCAAAUAUUGAUCCAUCAGAUGAAGUGCUGUCUGCCACCAAACCUCCUGCUCCAACUGUGCCGGCCUGCAGCAGCCCCUCUGUGCUCUGUCCUCAUUCCUCUGACCAUCUCUGCAUUUCUCCAAGCCAGUUUUGCGACGGGCGUAAAGACUGCCCUGAUGGCUUUGAUGAACAGAACUGCGUGAAAAGAUGUCCCUCAAAAAACGACUUCCGCUGCAAGGACCGCAGGAGCUGCAUCUCCAAGAGUCUGGUUUGUGACGGUCGUUCCCAUUGCCGCGAUGGCUCCGAUGAGGCCGACUGUCCGAGCGUAACUCCACCUGCAGCUCGGGCGAACAUCCUGAAAUGUCGCUUGGGCUCCAGACAGUGUCAGGACGGCACAGAAUGUGUCCUCUUCCAUCACGUUUGUGAUGGAGAGAAAGACUGCCGCGAUGGAUCAGAUGAAGAGGGAUGUGAUGCUGCAGAGAUUGCCCCUACCACUGCUAUGGAAAACUUAAGUGAAUCCCCUUUACCCGUCAAAUCCUUGACUGAGCCUCCCGCCAAGCCAUCCUGCACCAGUCCUUCAGUUCUUUGUCCAGGUUCUUCUUCAUGCAUCAACCCAACACAGUUUUGUGAUGGAAAAAAAGACUGCCCUGAUGGAUCUGACGAGAACUGUGUAAAAAGAUGUCCUUACAAGACUGAUUUUCUCUGCAAGGACCGUCGGAGCUGCGUUUCCAAGAGUCUAGUUUGUGACGGCCGUUCUCACUGCCACGACGAAUCAGAUGAAGUCAACUGUCCGAGUGUUACUCCUCCUGCAGCUCGGGCGAACGUCCUGAAGUGUCGCUUGGGCUCAAAGCCAUGCAAAGACGGCACAGAAUGUGUCCUCUUCAGCCACGUGUGUGACGGAGAGAUAGACUGCCGGGAUGGAUCAGAUGAAGAAGGAUGUGAGACUGUCCCUACCACUGCUACAGAAAACUUAAAUGAAUCCCCUUUACCCGUCAAAUCCUUUUCUGAGCCUCCUGCCAAGCCAUCCUGCACCAGUCCUUCAGUUCUUUGUCCAGGUUCUUCUUCAUGCAUCAACCCAACACAGUUUUGUGAUGGAAAAAAAGACUGCCCUGAUGGAUCUGACGAAAACUGUGUAAAAAGAUGUCCUUACAAGACUGAUUUUCUCUGCAAGGACCGUCGGAGCUGCGUUUCCAAGAGUCUGGUUUGUGACGGCCGUUCUCAUUGCCACGACGCCUCAGAUGAAGUCAGCUGUCCCAGUGUUACUCCUCCUGCACCUCGGCCGAACGUCCUCAAGUGUCGCUUGGGCUCAAAGCCAUGCAAAGACGGCACAGAAUGUGUCCUCUUCAGCCACGUGUGUGACGGAGAGAAGGACUGCCGGGAUGGAUCAGAUGAAGAAGGAUGUGACACCACCAUUCUAGGAGAGAAUCUCCACUUAAACAAAUCACCUGCACGUGUCAAGUCAUUUACUGAGCCUCUCGUCAAGCCAUCCUGCACCAGUCCUUCAGUUCUUUGUCCAGGUUCUUCUUUAUGCAUCAACCCAAAACAGUUUUGUGAUGGAAAAAAAGACUGCCCUGAUGGAUCUGACGAGAACUGUGUGAAAAGAUGUCCUUACAAGACUGAUUUUCUGUGCAAGGACCGUCGGAGCUGCGUUUCCAAAAGUCUAGUUUGUGACGGCCGUUCUCACUGCCACGACGAAUCAGAUGAAGUCAACUGUCCGAGUGUUACUCCUCCUGCAGCUCAGGCGAACGUCCUGAAGUGUCGCUUGGGCUCAAAGCCAUGCAAAGACGGCACAGAAUGCGUCCUCUUCAGCCACGUGUGUGACGGGGAAAAUGACUGUAUGGAUGCAUCUGAUGAACAGGGAUGCCCAGAAACCUGCAACCAAGGUGAGUUUCAGUGCUCUCACGGGAAGAUGUGCAUUCCUGAGGCUCAGGUGUGUGACGGGAAGUCGCAGUGUCGGGACCAGUCUGAUGAACUAGGCUGCAGGGAAGGAACCAAGAGCUGUGAGCAUCGCUGCGCUGACGGCAAUCGCUGCAUCCCCGAGAAAUUCCUGUGUGAUGGAGAGAGAGACUGCCCAGAUGGCACAGAUGAGGUGGGCUGCGACACUGUUACUGCAGCAACAAAAGAGUCUCCCGUUCUCCCUUCCGCAUCCACUUGCAUCACUCCGUCAGUUCAAUGUCCAGGUUCAUCACAGUGUGUCUCUCAAAAUCAGCUGUGUGAUGGACAAACAGACUGCCCUGAUGGAUCUGACGAAACAAACUGUGUGGCUCAGUGUAAAAACCCAGAUGACUUCUUGUGCAGCGACCAGAGGGCAUGUGUCCCCAGGAUGGAAGUGUGUGACGGUCGUUCUCACUGUCCUGACGGCUCAGAUGAGAAGCAGUGUCAAUCAGCAGAUCCUAUUGCUCCUACUUCCGCAAAUGGACCGAGUGCCAAAGCAGCCCAACUGAGGUGUCGCAAUGGUUUCAAGCCAUGUAAAGAUGGCCUGGGGUGUGUUAUGUACAGCCAUGUGUGUGAUGGAGAGAAGGACUGCCAAGAUGGAUCAGACGAAGAGGGAUGUGCUUCUGAAUGCAAACCAGCUGAGUUCCAGUGUGCUCACGGGAGCAGAUGCAUCCCAAAAGAGCAGGUUUGUGACGGGCAGAAUGACUGUCAAGACCGAUCGGAUGAAAUGGACUGUUCAACUGUGAUUGAGGGCUGCCAUCAUCGCUGUGAUAACAACACUCGCUGUAUACCAGAGACCUUCCUGUGUGAUGGCGAGAAAGACUGCGCUGAUGGGUCAGAUGAAGAAAAGUGUGGUUUAGUGGCCUGUGCGAUAAACCAGUUCCGCUGUUUUAGCGGUCAGUGUGUUUCUGAGGCUCUGAGAUGUGACGGAUACGCUGACUGCAGUGAUCGCUCUGAUGAAGUGGAUUGCACGAGACCUCCGCGCUGUCCGGUCCAGCUCCGAUGCCCAAAUAGUCACGAGUGCCUGCAGAAAGAAUGGCUCUGCGAUGGUGAGGAUGACUGCAAAGACGGGUCAGACGAGAAGAACUGCAUGUCACCACAAGCAAAAUGCAGAAAAUACCAGUGGCAGUGUGGAGACAGCAGUCAGUGCAUUCCUCUGUCCUGGAGGUGUGACGGAAAAAAGGACUGUCACAACGGCGUGGAUGAAGACAAAUGCAGCCAGAAAAAAUGCCCCUCUCACCUUUACCAGUGCGGCAGCGGCGAGUGUUUAGACCCCCGCCUGGUGUGUAAUGGCUUCACCAACUGUGCUGACAGCUCAGAUGAGGGGGCGGGAUGCGCUCAACGCAACUGCUCCAGCCCAUCAGCUCCUCGGUGUGACCACCACUGUGUCAGCACCCCAAAUGGCCCGAGUUGUUACUGUGCUGCGGGUUUCAGACUACAGUCCAGUGCUGCGUCCUGUGUGGACAUUGACGAGUGCAAUGCAAUGCCGCAUGCCGUUUGCAAACACACCUGCCUGAACACCCGUGGAUCUUACGUCUGUCAUUGCCGCCCCGACUUCUACCUGGAACCUGACAACACAAGCUGCAAGACCAGAGACGAGCCUUUGCUUCUGGCAUCUGUGCAGUCGGAGCUGUUACUCCUGGGAGUUCAUAGUAGCACCUUGCGUCUUCUGUCCUCUGCCAGUCGACCGGUCUUCUCGCUAGAUUAUCAUUGGGCUCAGCAGAGAGUUUACUGGCUGAGUCCCGACUACCAGAGCAUCCGCUGGGCUGACAUGAAAAAUUCAAACAACAAAGGGACACUUUUAAAAGGGGUUAAGUCAGAUUUCAUCGCAGUGGACUGGGUUGGUAAGAACCUGUACUGGGUGGAUGGACUGGUUGGCCAGAUUCUGGCUGUGAAGCUCAGCGAUGUCACAGUAAUGUCUCAGGACUACACUGUGGUCCUGGGUGAAGAUCUGGAACAGCCCAGCUCAUUGGUUCUUCUGCCACACAGAGGGUUAAUGCUUUGGUCUGAGAUCGGCAGCACCCCUCAGAUCGAGCGGUCUGGGAUGGACGGUUCAAAGAGGAAGGUAGUAGUAAGCCGGGACUUGAGCUGGCCAGUCAGUCUGGCCUAUGACCUGCUGGACAACAGGGUGUACUGGGCUGAUGAGAAGCUGCGCUGCAUUGGCUCGGCCUCUCUGGAUGGAGACAAUAUCAAGAUCCUCCAGUUGGCUGAAACACCAAGUCCUUUCUCAGUGGCGGUCUUCAAUGACAGAGUCUUCUGGUCAGACACGAAAAGAAGAACCAUCCGCUCGGCUGACAAGAACACUGGCAAAGAUCAAAAGAUCCUUCUAAAGAGACCAGGGCAACCAUUUGGACUGAAACUGAUGCAUGGACUCUCCCAACCCGCCAUACCCAGCCCCUGUGACCAGCUGCACUGCUCCCACCUCUGUCUCCUGGCCCCGGCAGUGAGGGGCAGGUCUGGAGCACCAGGAGCUCCAGCUGCGAGGGGACCGACGGCAGUUUGUCGCUGCCCAAAGGGAAUGCUACUUUCCAAGGAUAAGAUUACCUGCUCUGUGCCUACGGAGUCAACUUUCAUCCUGCUUCUGUCUCGUACGACCGUCUACCAGAUUUACUUGCACUCUAUGCGUCGGGAUGGCAUUGCUCUGAAAAAAAUGCCAAACAGCCGAGUUUUAGCCCUUCCCGGAGUAACCGACGCAUUAGCAUUGGAUGUUUCCAUCCAGGAUCUUUCUCUGUAUGUGGCUGAUGCAAGUCAAGGAACUGUGGAUGUGCUGAAACUGAGCGGCUCCAGGUCGAGACAGGGACUAACACCCUCUGGACAAAUCUUAAAGCUGAAGGAUGAUUCAGUCACAGCUUUGGCAGUUGACUGGGUGACCUCCAACUUGUACUGGAGCAGCAGCGAGAGGCCCGAUCUCCACGUGACCUCCCGUCAUGACGGCUACACCACGUCACUGCUGCAGGGAUCACUGAAGGGCACCACUUCUAUUGCAGUACAUCCCCCAUCGGGACGACUUUGCUACACAGCAAUAGUUGUGGCAGGUGGGAAGAGCCAGACAGAGGUGGACUGUGCCUGGAUGGAUGGCCGUAACAAAGCGGUGUUAUGGAGGAAGUCAAGCAUCCCCACUUCAUUGGUCUUUUCCAAUCAAGGAACCAUGAUCUACUGGGCUGACACAAGUGAAGGUGUAAUCAGCUCCAUUGGAGUGGAUGGAACAGGAUAUAAACAGUACAAAACAGGCCCAGGGCUGCUCAUCUCCUUCACACAUACUGAGAACAUCCUCCUCUGGGUCACCCUAGACAAAGAUGUAACCAAGCUGUGGUUCAGUGAUGGUCUUCAGCCUAACCAACUGUGGUUUGAGACAAAGACCAGCCUGGUGGAUGUCAGAGCCUACAGCACCGACAGUCAGUCUGGAACUAAUCGCUGUUCCAAAAACAAUGGUGGAUGUGCCCAGCUGUGUCUGUCCUAUCCCGGAGGUCGAACAUGUAAAUGUGGACGGGGCUUCUAUGCUGUCAAUACCACUUCCUGUGCCCCGCUCCCCGACUGCCCCACUGGGCAAGAAUCCUGCUUUGACGGGAGCAGGUGUCUCAGCAGCAGCAAGUUCUGUGAUGGGCAUGUGGACUGUCCAGACCAGUCAGAUGAACAGGACUGUCCAAACACAAACUCUUUCGGGACCAAAUCCAGUGAUGGCCACCCUCCCCAGUCUUCAUCCCCAUUUCAACCCAACACCCAAAAGAACUCUAUUCUUCCAGUUAAAAAAGACUCCUGUGAUCUCCAGCUCUGCCACAGUCACGGUAACUGCAUCACAGAAGGCAAAGUCACUCGCUGCCAGUGCAUGGAUGGUUAUAAGGGGGAGUUCUGUCAAGAGACCGAAACUGGACGAAGCCACGUGGCUGUGAUCUUGGGUGUCUUAUGCCUCAUUGCUGUAUUGAUGGGGGCUGCUGUUAUUUUCAAUAAAAGGAGAACCUGGGCGUCGAUCAGGAACCGAUCCAUUGAGAAAGAAACUCUGAUGGCCAACAUGGGCCUCCCAUGUGAACAAUACGAUUCCGACUCUGAGGAGCUGGAUUCCCCUGUAGAUGUAAAGAACCCUCCACUGCUGUUAAGGUCGCUACAACUAAAAUAAUGUAAUGUUUAAGGAUGCAUUCCUGUGGUGCUGAUGGAGAUUGUUGGUGUAAUAAAAGUGAUAAAGUAUGAACCAAA